CUUCUUACAGAUGGAGACUAGAUGGUGCAGGGAGAGCACACUGCUUGUUGAGAGCACAGGAUGGGACUAAACCACUGAAGUUCCUCCGGGGGAUUCUCAGGUGCCUGAGUAGCCUACAGAAGGUGCUGCUUGAUCUCUGAGUCACUGUCUCACCUGUCUCGACCCCUGGCUCCUACCCCUCCUUGCGUUUGCUUUGGCAAGCAGGCCAGCCCAGAGCCACUUACUAUUUUAAUUCUGGAACAGUGCUGAAAUCAUCAUCCCUGCUCUCCUCUGUCAUCCAUCUCAAUGGGAAGUGAAAUACGUGACUGACUACUGUGGGGAUCCUCCCUGCUGUUUGCCUCUUGACCUUUGAACUGGCACCUGUGUGAACCUGUGUUCUAUCCUCAAGGUGACUCCGCUCUGAAUAUCUUUUUGGAUACAUUUUAGAAACAUUGUGGAGACAUUUUUGGAAACGUUCUGGAAACAUUGUUGACACGGUGUUAGGCCUCGCCUAGUUGUUGAUGUUUCGAUGCAAGCUGUUUGUCUGAGACUGAUAAAAGUUUUGUUUUAAGUCUAUUUAAAACUGACAACCUAAGCCAUAUCUCUUGGUUUGAGAGCACACUUUCUGAAAUAUUACACACACAUCUCAAGUUUCCUGUAUCUUGGUCCUGGAGGCUGAAGCUUGUGUCACCAUGGCGACGGUUUCUCCCAACCCCUCCCUGAGGUCCAGAGUUACCAUGACGACGGACAACGACUCCUACAUGAGCACGUCUAGCCUCCCCUGCUGCCACUUCCUGUCAGCUAACAUCAUCAUCAACGUGGUGGAGAAAUGCAUGAACUCCAUGCAGACGGGGACCCAGAUGGUGAAGCUCCGGGGCGGCUCCAGAGGACUGGUGCGCUACUUUUACCUGGACCAACACAAGUCCUGCAUCCGUUGGCGGCCCUCGCGCAAGAACGAGAAGGCCAAGAUCUCCAUCGACUCCAUCCGAGAGGUGUGCGAGGGUAAGCAGUCUGAGAUCUUCCAGCGCUACUCCGAGGGCAGCUUUGAUCCCAACUGCUGUUUCAGCCUGUACUAUGGGGAGCGCUUGGAGUCCCUGGACUUGGUCUCCAGUACGGGCGAGGAAGCACGCACCUGGAUCACCGGUCUCAAGUACCUGGUGGCGGGCAUCAGCGACGAGGACAGCCUGGCCAAGAGGCAGCGCACCCGUGACCAGUGGCUGAAGCAGACGUUUACGGAGGCAGAUAAGAACGGCGAUGGAAGCCUGAGCAUCAGCGAGGUCUUGCACCUCCUACACAAGCUGAACGUCAACCUGCCCCGCCAGAAAGUCAAGCAAAUGUUUAAGGAGGCAGACACUGAUGACAACCAGGGCACCCUGGGCUUUGAGGAGUUUUGUUCCUUCUACAAGAUGAUGUCGACACGCCGUGACCUCUACCUGCUCAUGCUCACCUACAGCAACCACAUGGACCACCUUGACACCAGCAACCUGGCCCGCUUCCUGGAGCUGGACCAGAAGAUGACGAAGGUGACCAAAGACCAUUGCAUUGAGAUUGUGAACAAAUUUGAGCCAUGCCCCGAGAACCAGAAGCAAGGGGUUCUGGGUAUUGAUGGUUUCACCAGCUACAUGCGCAGCCCGGAGGGGGACAUUUUCAACCCAGAGCACAACGUGGUGACCCAGGACAUGUCUCAGCCACUCUGCAACUACUUCAUCGCCUCGUCCCACAACACCUACCUGAUGGGGGACCAGCUCAUGUCCCAGUCCCGCCUCGACAUGUACGCCUGGGUGCUGCAGGCCGGCUGCCGCUGCGUGGAAGUGGACUGCUGGGACGGGCAGGACGGCGAGCCCAUCGUGCACCACGGCUAUACUCUCACCUCCAAGAUCCUCUUCAAAGACGUCAUCGAGACCAUCAACAAGUACGCCUUUGUGAAGAACGACUACCCAGUGAUCCUGUCCAUUGAGAACCACUGCAGCGUCCCCCAGCAGAAGAAGAUGGCCCAGUACCUGGUGGAGGUGAUGGGAGACAAGCUAGACCUCUCGGCCAUCAAGGCAGAUGAACGGGGCCGCCUGCCCUCCCCAGACAUCCUCAAAGGGAAGAUCCUCAUCAAGGGAAAGAAACUCCCGUCAAACAUUGACGAAGACAACGAAGAGGGUGACGUGACGGAUGAAGACAGCGCUGACGAGAUGGAGGACGACUGCAAACUGAUAAAUGGCGAUACGUCCAUGACCAGGAAGCAGGUGGAGAACGUGGCUAAGAAGAAGCUGGACAACCUGAUGAAGGAGUCUAAGAUCCGUGACCAGGAGGACCCCGACAGCUUCACCCUCGCUGCUCAGCCCCCAUCGGGAAAGACCACCGACAAGUCACCCUCCAAGGGUAAAGGUGAUGAUGGUGCAGAAAUAGGGGACGAAGCCAACCCCAGCACUAACAAGCGUCUGGGUAGGACCUUCAUGGGCAGCUUCUCUAAACGCAAGAAAAAGGCUGUCAAGCUGAAGAAGACCAACAGCCUUGAAGACAUCGACACAGACCAGGAGAGCACCAGCAGCGCCACCCGGGCCCCUCUGCAUCACAGCAGGAAGAAGACCAUGAAGCUGACCAGGGCUCUGUCAGACCUGGUCAAAUACACCAAGUCAGUGGGCGUCUCCGACAUAGAGAAACAAGUCGCCAGCUCCAGUUGGCAGGUGUCUUCUCUGAGCGAGACCAAGGCCCACCAGAUCAUGCAGCAGAAAGCUGACACCUUCAUCCACUUCAACCAGCGGCAGCUCUCGCGCGUCUACCCCUCCUCCUACCGUGUGGACUCUUCCAACUUCAAUCCCCAGCCCUUCUGGAAUGCUGGAUGCCACCUGGUGGCGUUGAACUACCAGUCAGAGGGGAGAGUUCUCCAGCUGAACAGAGCCAAGUUCAACAGCAACGGCAACUGUGGCUUCAUCCUGAAGCCGGCCUGUAUGUGUGAAGGUGCCUUUAACCCCAUGAUAGAGGAUCCAUUUCCAGGGCAGAUGAAGAAACAACUGGUGCUGAAGAUCAUCAGUGGGCAACAGCUACCGAAGCCCAAAGACUCUAUGCUGGGGGACAGAGGAGAGAUUAUCGACCCCUUUGUGGAGGUGGAGAUCAUUGGUCUACCAGUGGACUGCUGUAAGGAACAGACCAGGGUGGUGGAUGACAAUGGUUUUAACCCCAUGUGGGAGGAGACGCUGGUGUUCACGCUGCACAUGCCCGAGCUGGCGCUGGUACGUUUCCUGGUGUGGGACCAUGACCCGAUCGGCCAGGACUUCAUUGGCCAGCGCACCAUCGCCUUCAACAGCAUGAUACCAGGUUAUCGCCACGUGUAUUUGGAAGGAAUGGAGGCAGCCUCCAUCUUUGUUCAUGUGUCUGUACAUGACAUCACUGGUAAGGGCAAGGUGUCCAGCGGCAUCAAAGGGCUGUUUCACAGAAACCCAAAGCAGGCUUCUCUCGACAGCCAUGCUGCUGCACAGCUUAGUCAUAAGCACACGUUCGGCGCCCACCUGCUGCGCCGCACGGCCAGCGCGCCCACCAAGGUCCUGCCCAAGGUCAAGGAGGGUUUCCCCGAGAUCGCCACCGACACCAAAGACUACCGCUCAGAAGGCACCAGCGAGGACCGGGAGUUAGAGGACAGCCACCUCAUUGCUUCCUCCCAGCCCCCGCUGCUCCACCAGGGCACCUGGGACACCACGGCCGCCGUUGCCCCCGCCGCAUCACGCCAAGGCACCAACAGGCACCAUGGCACCAACGAGGCUUUCCACCCCGACGAGGGCAAAGACCCUUCCACAGUGCAGAGACCAGCUCCCCCUAUUCGACUGCUCGCACCAAUCGCUGAUGAACUGGGGGACAGCCAUCUCACUCACUCCUCUUCCACUCCAGCAGACCACUCAUCCACACGUCAUUCCCCACCUCCACCGCUCCCUAUAUCCACAGCAAUCACCAUCUUCACCUCAUCCCCGGCUUCUAAGAGUGAGGCGGACAGUCCCGUCAAUGGUAGGGGGGAGGAGGGUCCCGUCAAUGGUAGGGGGGAGGAGGGUCCCGUCAACGGUAGGGGGGAGGAGGGUCCCAUCAACGGUAGGGGGGAGGAGGGUCCCGUUAACGGUAGGGGGGAGGAGGGUCCCGUUAACGGUAGGGGGGAGGAGGGUCCCGUUAACGGUAGAGGGGACAACAAGAGACCACUUGCCCUUCACAGCACUACCUCGGCCCCUGUGACACAUGACCACAAAGACCUGAAACCCUCACAGUGCAGCGGAGACCCCCGGUUCGAUGAUGGCACCUCGUCACCAGUGGGGCACUCUGCAUGCCGAGUGGAAGCACCGUAUACUCAGUCAGGCCACACAAAGGACGAUGCUGAACUCAAGACUGAGCUAAGUGCAAAGUCCCCUGUUCCUCUCGCCAACCCCUCUGUUGACGCCAGCCCUCUGAAAGUCCAGGCCCUGAGAGCUCUGUUUGGCAGCAGCCCAUUGAACACGCCUGUCAGAAGGACCAAAAUGGAGGGCCACGUGCAGGAGGUGGCUGGGGGGCAGCAGCCGUCAUCAGCCAUGCCAGAGAUGUGCACCGACGCCACCCUGAACGACCGGCUGUGGAGCAAGCUGGAGCCCAAGCCAGGCAGCCACAGAGACAGCGUGUCCUCAUCCUCCAGCAUAUCGUCCAACGACACCGUCAUUGACCUGUCUCUGCCCAAUCUGGCCAGGAAGAGCCUCACCUGUCAGAGCAACGGAACCUCCCCGGGCGACAUCUUUCCGGACCCACCCUCCUGGGUCAACCGGCCAUGCUCUGCCAUAGCCUCCUUCGAGGCGCUGCAGGUCAGCAAGAGCAAGUCCAACCCCAACCUCCUGCAGGGCCACCUGGGGGAACCAGAAGACAAACUGCAACCCAGGCCCCUCUGCGCCCCCAGGGAGCCUCCAGUGGAGUCACCCAGCAGAAUAACCCAGAGGAGGCACACCUGGAGCCGCCUCUACAUGGAAGGGCUGAAGCAUUCCUCCCCCCCAGCCAAGAAGCCCUCUGCUGCCGCAACCAGCCCCCGGGAUACCGUGGCCUCUAUGUCUAAGAGCCUGGGGGACUUGACCUCGGAUGACAUUACCUGCAACUUUGACAGCAAGUACCGCAGCAUCACCCGCAGCUUCAUCAUUAGGCCUUCCCAGAACGACCUGCAGCAGGGUUACCCUAACCAUAAUCCCCAGAGGCCCCGGCUGCCCAGCGACCUAACUGAGCAGCUGAGGAGGCUGACGGACGUGGAGCCCCUGACAGCUCGCGACUUUGCCCCCCAGGUGCGCCAGGGGCCCCUGGAGGAGCCCCCGCUACGGAGGACGUCGUCCCGGAGCCAGAGCAGGGUGCGCUACAUCGCCAACAGGGCCAAGCAGGCCCAAGAGAGGCAGAGGCUGCAGUGUCUCAACCAGUCCCACCCUGCUACUGGCGCUGCUAACGCUAGCAUUAGCGGUGGCGGUAGCCCCAUGGAGGAGCGGGGGAACCCGGAGGGGGCGUGUUGCGUAGCCCGGAGCCCCUGCGCUAGCCUAGAUCUGCUGAGCCAGCUCAGCACCCCAGGGCCCCCCAACAGACAGUCCCAGACCUCCUUGAACUCUGACAACAACGAGGUCUUUUUCAUGCUCAAGCUCUGAGAAUCAGACUCCUUUUGGAACUGAGCGUGAGAGAGACAUAGAAGCAUAACUCAUUUAAAAUUCCAUCCAGCUUUCCAGGAAGGUAAAUUGUAAUUUUUAAAGGAAUGACAUUCUGUAUAUCUUGAUAGGAUGUGUUUUUAAAUGUAUUUAAUCAAGGAGAAUCAUGCUACUUCCAGACAGUCACAAGCACAGUUUUACUCUGAUGAAAGUGUUCAGUAACUCAGAUUAACUAUGAACACCUAUACACAGCAAAUGCCUAGCAGGUCACAAAAGAUGGACUCGUCAUUUUUACCACAAUGGUCACAACAAACACCAAAUAAUUGCUCAGAAAUAAUAGAAACAGCAAUUAGUUGUAUAAUGAAAGCAUUCUUUACCAAUGCACUCAUUUGUUUGCACCAAAUGAGGAAUGGUGGAAUGUGAUUGGAUAAGCAAUGCCUGCCCAACUGUCUAGGUACACAGUGACUUCCAUGUUUGUAUAUACCUGACUGUCUAGGUACACAGUGACUUCCAUGUUUGUAUAUGCCUGACUGUCUAGGUACACAGUGACUUCCAUGUUUGUAUAUGCCUGACUGUCUAGGUACACAGUGACUUCCAUGUUUGUAUAUGCCUGACUGUCUAGGUACACAGUGACUUCCAUGUUUGUAUAUGCCUGACUGUCUAGGUACACAGUGACUUCCAUGUUUGUAUAUGCCUGACUGUCUAGGUACACAGUGACUUCCAUGUUUGUAUAUGCCUGACUGUCUAGGUACACAGUGACUUCCAUGUUUGUAUAUACCUGACUGUCUAGGUACACAGUGACUUCCAUGUUUGUAUAUGCCUGACUGUCUAGGUACACAGUGAAGGCCCAUGUUUGUAUAUGCCUGACUGUCUAGGUACACAGUGACUUCCAUGUUUGUAUAUGCCUGACUGUCUAGGUACACAGUGACUUCCAUGUUUGUAUAUGCCUGACUGUCUAGGUACACAGUGACUUCCAUGUUUGUAUAUACCUGACUGUCUAGGUACACAGUGAAGGCCCAUGUUUGUAUAUGCCUGACUGUCUAGGUACACAGUGACUUCCAUGUUUGUAUAUACCUGACUGUCUAGGUACACAGUGACUUCCAUGUUUGUAUAUACCUGACUGUCUAGGUACACAGUGAAGGUCCAUGUUUGUAUAUACCUGACUGUCUAGGUACACAGUGACUUCCAUGUUUGUAUAUACCUGACUGUCUAGGUACACAGUGACUUCCAUGUUUGUAUAUACCUGACUGUCUAGGUACACAGUGAAGGCCCAUGUUUGUAUAUACCUGACUGUCUAGGUUCAAAGACUUUUAUGUUUCGAGUAUUCAUUGUGAGUUGAGCUGAUCCUAAAGUAGCAAUAGACGACCAUUAGUGGAGUUUUACAAUUCUAAAACCCUUUUUAAACUUCACAUUUUAACGAUAUGUAUAUACUGUACUUUUAAAAUGUGUAGAGAUGUUUUUUUUUAUUUUAUAUUUAUUGAGCCAGUAGUUCUGAAAGUAGCGCUCAUGAGACAAAACUGGUCCUCGAAAAUUGCGUACUACGACACGUGCAGGUAUGUACAUCACAUCUUAGCUUUCUCUUUUCCUCUGCUUUGUGUGUAUCUUGCUAGCUGUCACUCAAACGGCGAGGGGCUGAAGCUCAUUGGCUUGAACUUGAAUUGCUAGGGGGCUGACCCAUGUGGGGGAGAAUGUAGGGAAAAUGGCACCUCUCACCUUCCAGCUUUCAAACUACAGAUUCCGUGGCUAAUUUGAGGUUAGACAGUAAUUAUUCUCAUAGAUUCUGCAUGUAUGAUUUACAUGUUGACACAUCCAGCCCAAAGCGGGAGGUUCAUAAAAUACUUACUAGUCGCCAAAGUUCUUGAGCAUGUCUUUGAAUUGAAUAAUAAUCUGGGUUAACUCAUUAUAUAUCACCAGUGGCCCAGCCAUGUGCUAGAAAUAUUUGUAAACAACGUAAACAAGUGUAAUAUAUUGCAGAUUAUGGAUUUAAAAAAAAAAGAUUGUUGUUUAGUCAAUGUGGAGACUUUACUGAAAAGGAUAAGAGUAAAUGGCAACAAUAAUUAUUAUUUUUCCUAAAAAGUCUUAAAUAGAACUUUUUAAAUUUUGUGAGUACAGUGAAGUGUGAUUUGAGUGAGCUGCCAGUGAUUUGUAAAGCUGUACCAUACAAGUUAUUCUACUUCAAGACUCUACUCCUGCUACCUGUUUUAUUUGACUGCAUGUUUUUAAAACACUGUUAUAGACGUCUCUCUUAUUUUAUUAUACCAAAAAAAAAGCGUUUUUUAUAUGGGGAACUGACUUGUCGACGACUUCUUGUCUUGCUCAGUGUUCAGGCUGUUGAAUGAUGAUUGGUUACAUUGUCUUUGUAGAUACUCAACCAGAUGGCAUUGACCCCGUUUCCAAGCAUGUUUAGUUGCAGUUUGCACUGCCAUGCCAGUUCUCCACAAAACUUUUAGGAUCAAUAUUGAAGUAAAAAACAGAUGUAAUUAUGAACUGAAUAAAUCUCUCUUGUAUAUUUAACAAGCUUAUUUUGUUAAU
This is a messenger RNA of Oncorhynchus keta (chum salmon), 8120 nucleotides long. RefSeq names its product 1-phosphatidylinositol 4,5-bisphosphate phosphodiesterase eta-2-like. Lineage: Eukaryota; Metazoa; Chordata; Actinopteri; Salmoniformes; Salmonidae. Gene Ontology annotation, biological process: lipid metabolic process; phosphatidylinositol-mediated signaling. The transcript is spliced from 24 exons. The record is from RefSeq and is a predicted model, not a curated record. Gene Ontology annotation, molecular function: phosphatidylinositol-4,5-bisphosphate phospholipase C activity; calcium ion binding. Bases 672 to 5591 code for a protein of 1639 amino acids.